CCCGCGUCGCCCGGUCCCGUGACUGUCCGCCCGUCUGCAGCCGACAUGCAGUCCCCGGCUGUGCUUGUCACCUCCAGGCAAGUUCAGAAUGUCCACACAGGCCUUGACUUGACAGUGCCACAGCACCAGGAAGUACGGGGCAAGAUGAUGUCUGGCCAUGUGGAAUACCAGAUCCUAGUGGUGACCCGUUUGGCUGUGUUCAAGUCUGCCAAGCACCGGCCCGAAGAUGUGGUCCAGUUCUUGGUCUCCAAAAAAUACAGCGAGAUCGAGGAGUUUUACCAGAAACUGAGCAGUCGUUACCCAGCAGCCAGCUUGCCCCCGCUGCCUAGGAAGGUUCUGGUUGUCGGGGAGUCUGACAUUCGGGAAAGGAGAGCCAUGUUUGAUGAAAUUCUGCGAUGUGUCUCCAAAGAUGCCCAGUUGGCGGGCAGCCCGGAGCUGCUAGAAUUCCUAGGCACCAGAUCCCCAGGGACUGCAGGUCUUGCUGCUAGAGAUCCCUUUGUCCUGGAUGACACAGCCAGCCAGCCAGGGCACAGUGACGAGGCUUUUGACUUCUUUGACCAGCAGGAUCAAGUGCAGCCACCCACACUGGGCCUGAGCCACAAUGAUGUGGAGAAGUCCCAGGAGGAGGAAGAGGAGGAGGAAGAGGCGCUGGAUCCCCUGGGCAUCAUGCGCUCCAAGAAGCCCAAGAAACCCCAAGAAGUGGCAGUGAGGCCCAAGCCCUCACCUCGGCUCACCAUCUUUGAUGAGGAGGUAGAUCCUGACGCAGGACUCUUCAACCCAGGCAAGAAAGCAUCUCCCAGGAGACCUCUGGAGACAACACAGGACUCCUUGAAGCUGUUUGAUGACCCUGACCUUGGUGGGGCCGUCUCCCUGGGUGACCCUUUACUGCUGCCAGCUGCCCAUGAGAGCGGAGUGCCCGCAUCCAGCCAAGAAUACAGGGAUGCCUCCAAGGAGCUGUUCAGAGUCGAAGAGGACCUGGACCACAUCCUGAACCUAGGAUCUGGACCUAAGCCCAAGCCUCCAGUCCCAGCUAAGCCAGCACUGCCAAGGAAACCCACUGUGCCCCCUUCUGUGGGCCCAUCUGAAACCGGCGCUGGACCACAGAAGCAGCAGCAAAUCCAAGCCAUGGAUGAAAUGGACAUCUUGCAAUACAUUCAAGAGCAAGACAUGCUCGCCCAAACCUCCCCCAGCCUCUUCUGACUUACCCUCUCCCUACUGAUACUCUGCCUACAGCAGCACUUGCUCCUAGGAAAGAGGUCUGUAUGAGAGUGUGUGGGUUCUUCCUGCCAAGCGAUGAACACUAAUGGAAGUGGAAGCCUGGACCCCCAGCCCCAGUACCACACUGUUUCCCUUUCUCCUGGGCUAUGGGUUGCACAAGAACUUUCUGCAGAAUGUAGACUUGGGAGUAUCAUAGGAAUCAAAGUGCAUCAUCCCAGCCCAGCUGGCUGGAAAGAGGAGAGUAGGUGUGGGCGUGCUUUGCUCAGCAGGAGCCUGACCUCAAGUUUGGAAUAAGAUCAGAGUCUUCCAAGGAAGGGACACCUUAUGAUGCUUGUGUCCACUGUCUCUGUCAGCUCUGUGCGGGAAGGAAGGCUUACCUGAGCUAAAGGGGGUUCCUGUGACAGGCCGCUCUGGAGUCUCUGCUUAGCAUGGCUGCUGAGGCCCCACAGCCAAGGCGUGUUCUGAGCAGAAAGCCCAGCUAUCCAGAACCAAGUCCCUUCUGAGUUUCCUUGGACUUUCGAUGCUAAUACGAAAAAUUUAGGCCCAGCCUUGUUCUCUCUCUAGGGCAUGGAGGGCUUCCAUGAGCCCAGGUCUUCCAUUUCCUUUCCCAGGAAGGGCCUGGCCAGCCCAUGGCCCCUUUAAUGCAGCUAUCAAUAAAGUGGGUCCUAGCAUCUCCCAGAGCUUGACCCAUGGGGUAUGUAUGAGGCCUUAUCUGACCUCAGGAUGUAAACUCAUUAACCUUUCUCCUGUGGAGCCACCAGCCAAGGAGAGGAAGCUGUGUACCAGGACGAUCCUGUGCCUUCCAGUAGAUGGUGGCUCCUAGAGCUAAGAAUACUAGAGUAUAUUCUUUGUGUUAGGAACUAGUUUGGUUUUUUGUUUUGUUUUGUUUGGGGGUUUUUGUUUUGUUUUGUUUUAAGAAACAUGUUUUUUAACAUAAUGCAGCCAUUUUUCCCUUUGCCCAGAGGCAUUAAAAGGGCCCAGCUGGGUCCAAGAGCCACUGUCAGGAGCCCCCAAGUAGCGCCAUCCGGUUGUUGGCUGCUGUCCAUGUCUGGGGUCCCCAGCUCCUACCUUGUAGUAAGACCUACAAGACCAGGCUGGGAGUACCAGGUCUGGCCUGUCUUGCAUCUUACCAUGUCCCUUGUCAGUGCUGAAUGAGAAGGCAUAGAUGGUUCUAGGCAGAGGACAGAAUACUCCUCUGCCUUGCCAGAUUGAGGGUCUCCCCAGAGCCUAGAACUGACUCUAGAUAGCCUUACCCCAACUCUUUCUCUCACCAGCAGGCCUUCAUGCCCUCCCAUCUCUUAGUGCCCAGAACCCUGCCCAGUGCCCAGAAGCCCUCUCCAAGCCCUCUCCUCACAAACUGCAAAAGAAGACUCAAUAGGUGGGGAGAGGUCACAUGGGCCAAUCUUCUGCAGAGCCACCCAACUGUGUCCCUGGGUCUCACUGAACCCUUCUCCCUCUAUAUCCAUUCCUCGGUGCCUUGGCUGCCAGCUUUCUACCUCUCUUUCAUCACACACACACACACACACACACACACACACACACACACACACACACACAAACCUUGCACCCACUCUGGGUGAUAGAUGACAUAGGAGAAGUAUGACCAUGGGCCAAUCCAGCUAGGAUCCCUAACAGGACCUGACCUCCAUUCUCUAGUGUGGUUUUGCCCACUAGUGGGGCUUUGUCUGCUGUGGAACUUUUGGGAUACCCUGGCACUGGUGUUUUGCUCCACAGAUAACAGUUUUCCAGUCAUGACUUGUUUUGAUCACAGGUCAGUGACCUACAUAGCUAGUCUAUGUCUUCCAGUUAUCCAGUAAAGUCUGUGUGUAACAAA
Molecule: messenger RNA, 3052 nt
Organism: Phodopus roborovskii (desert hamster)
Lineage: Eukaryota; Metazoa; Chordata; Mammalia; Rodentia; Cricetidae
Gene: Hs1bp3
Product: HCLS1 binding protein 3
Exons: 7
Coding region: 46-1200 (384 amino acids)
Molecular function (GO): phosphatidylinositol binding
Source: RefSeq, a predicted model, not a curated record